Molecule: messenger RNA, 2010 nt
Organism: Fopius arisanus
Lineage: Eukaryota; Metazoa; Arthropoda; Insecta; Hymenoptera; Braconidae
Product: lipase 3
Exons: 7
Coding region: 80-1303 (407 amino acids)
Biological process (GO): lipid metabolic process
Molecular function (GO): hydrolase activity, acting on ester bonds
Source: RefSeq, a predicted model, not a curated record
CACGUGCCCACUUUGGUACUCAGUUGAAUGUUAUAAAAGACAGUGUCUGCACGUCUGUCAAGAGUUAUUGCACCUUGUGAUGAUGAUGUCGAACGGAGGACUAUGGCUGUUUGCUUUCAGCUCCUUCUGGGGAUCUCUUCCCAUUUUCGUUGGAGGACUUGAUAAGAAUCCGGAUACCGAUUUAGCGACACCGGAUUUGGCAUCGAAGUAUGGAUAUCCCCUGGAGUCUCACAGAGUCGUUACCGAUGACGGUUACAUCCUGGAGAUGCACAGAAUUCCAUUCGGAAGAUCGGAGGAUCGACGAAAAGUUGGGAGAAAUCGUCCAGCAGUUCUUCUUCAACAUGGAUUAGGUGGGAGUUCGGCUGAUUGGGUCCUCACUGGCCCUGACAAGGCUCUUGCCUAUCUCUUGGCAGACGAGGGAUACGACGUCUGGUUGGGAAAUAAUCGUGGGAAUAUUUAUUCCCGUCAUCAUCGCACUAUUCCACCGAGUAACAGAACAUUCUGGGACUUCAGCUAUCACGAGCUUGGGAUUUACGAUCUACCGGCGAUGGUGGAUUACGUUCUGGAGAGACUUCAUAGAUCAAAAAUUCUGUUCAUUGGGCAUUCGCAAGGUACAACCCAGUUUUGGGUAAUGACCUCGGAGAGGCCGGAGUACAAUGACAAGAUCUCGUUGGCCGUUGGCCUUGCACCCGCAGCCUUCACCACCAAUCUGCGGGGCCCUGUUACAACACUUGCACAGCUGACAUACUUUGGAGUGUGGGUGGGUGAGAAAUUCGGCUACCCUGAGUUCGGCUCACGUUCACCCUGGGGAAAAUUUGUGUCGAACCUGAUCUGUCAUGGUGGUGCACCCACUCGAUUCCUCUGCAGCAACACCCUCUUCCUGGUGGCUGGUUUCAGCGAGGGUGAAUUGGACAUGGCGAAUCUAACAGUGAUCAUAGGACAUGUACCAGCUGGUGCAUCGUGGAAGCAGUUUGUACACUUCGGUCAGGGCUUUAUCAAUCCAGGUCACUUCAGGGCAUUUGAUUAUGGCGAUAACAAUCAAAAAAAUUUGAGGCUUUACAAUUCGAUGGUACCCCCUGAUUAUCAACUCGAACGAAUCACCGCUCCUGUGGCUCUCUUCAGCAGCGAUAACGACUGGUUGGCAACACCAGAGGAUGUGAGUCGCUUGAGAUCAAAACUUCGAAACGUAGUGAUGGAUUACAAAGCACCGAAUACAUUCAAUCACUACGACUUCCUCUGGGGUAAUUCGGCGCCCCAAUUGCUCUUCGAACCUGUCCUGCGAUUGCUGAGUCGAUAUCGAUGAUUGAUUCAUUUUAACCCACAUCGCAGAGUUCAAAUAAUUGUAUCUAGUCAGCACAUCGAAAUUCCAAAGCAUGUCCGCACAUUAUCAUUUUUUCCACGGAUUUAUUGUAAAAAUAAGAAAUAGAAGAAUUAUUCAUAGUGAACAAUAUUGAAAUCGUUGGAAAAAAUUGAAUUGAAGAGAUGACAUUUUUCCAUGGGAAAUCAGCGGUUCACAGUUUAAUAUCAACACUCAAGAUCAAAACAUCGAGUACAUUCUCGUGCUGAUACUGAUUAUGUGAUUUUUCGCCUCGCACUGUCUUAAUCAGUGAUAAAUGAUUAUUUUCGUCGUAAUGGAAUGUUAAGAACGUUGUUAACAAACUUAAGCCAAGUAGGAUAUCUCUGUGUCAUUGUCUGAUUUUUAAUCAUCGCUCAUCAGUGAGAAAAUUGGUGGCGAUAAUAAAAUCCUGCAAGACAAACAGCCACUUGUCGGCAAUUCUUGAGAUUUCAUAAAUGUUAACGAUGCGGAUGAUUAGAUAUCGAGUGCUUGUGUUAGAUCAGGAAUAAAAUAAGUGUUUCUACUUAUCCCCACAAAAUUCCGAUAUAAUUCUCGAUAGAUAUCCAAAGAUGGAUGAGUUACAUUCAUAGAAAUCAGAUAAGAUCCCUCAAUAAGCGAGAUAAUGAGAUUUGAAUAAUCCACUCGUCGUAUCGAUCACCCGAAAUACACAAGAA